Cuculus canorus (common cuckoo) is the source of this 2487-nucleotide messenger RNA. RefSeq names its product fatty acid hydroxylase domain containing 2 (gene FAXDC2). Lineage: Eukaryota; Metazoa; Chordata; Aves; Cuculiformes; Cuculidae. Gene Ontology annotation, molecular function: C-4 methylsterol oxidase activity; iron ion binding. Gene Ontology annotation, biological process: sterol biosynthetic process. The transcript is spliced from 10 exons. The coding region runs from base 415 to 1416 and encodes 333 amino acids. The record is from RefSeq and is a predicted model, not a curated record.
CCAUCGCCUUUGGCUAAACCCUUAUACAGUUUCCACGGCAGCAGCAAAAGGUGAGGAGCUGAACUCUGGGCUCUGAAUAGGGACAAAGGACUUCUCCUAGGCUGCCACCAGCAGGAGGUGAGCAAAGAGUGAGCAGUCAGAGUUCAGGGGUGCAGUACCUUGAAAAGAUAUCAUAGCAAGUUUGUGAAAGGCAAUGUCAGGUGUCUGUUUAAGGUACGAUUGCAAGCGUUUCUAGGAACUGCCAUCAGAUCUGUUCAGUGCUUGGCACAGCAGGACACCCUCCAAACACGACAUCUAGUCCUGUGUCUGUCCACAUAGCGGGGCUGAUAUGCAACUUUUGGGGUGACAGUGUAUUCCUCCUUUCUGAAACGCUGCAAGAGGAGUACUCCCAAGAGGCUUAAUACCGUUGUAAAGAUGAAAAGAAACUCUGGAUAUUCCACCAUGGCUAAGCAUCAGAAGCAGGAAGAGAAGCUCCGAGAUGCCGUGAAGAUGACUGCUUGUGUCCUUGGUACAGGCCUGCUCGUAUUCACUGCCUUAGUGAACUCUGUUUCUUGGUAUGUGCAGAAUAUCUGGGACACUUCGGGCUAUUUCUGGCAAUCAGCAUGGCUGAAGUUCUACUACAUGUAUGAGGGAGACGAGUGGACAAUCUUCUUCCUUGGGGCUGCAUUGGUUCCUGCCCUUGCUUUCUGGGGCUUCAAUGGAAUCCUUAUGGUGGCUGAUGUAACAGGAAAGCCAACUUUUAUUACUCGCUAUCGCAUUCAGCUGGGCAAGAAUGAUCCUGUGGACACAAAGAAAUUGCGCCAAGCCAUCUACACAGCCCUGUGCAAUCAGUUCUUAAUCUCCCUGCCCAUGCUUGUGCCCAUGUUCUACAUCAUGAAAUGGUGGGGCAACACCUUCAGCAAGGAACUACCCACCUUCCAGUGGUUUCUUGUGGAGCUAAGCAUCUUUACCUUAAUAGAAGAGAUUCUCUUUUAUUAUUCACACAGACUUGUUCACCUCCCACUCCUGUAUAAGCACAUUCACAAGAAGCACCACGAAUGGACAGCCCCCAUCGGUGUGGUCUCCAUUUAUGCUCACCCAGUAGAACACAUACUCUCCAACACGCUGCCUGUCAUGACUGGCCCGAUGAUUAUGGGGUCUCAUAUUGUUUCAAUCACAGCAUGGUUCUCCCUUGCUCUCAUAACAACAAGCAUUUCACACUGUGGCUACCACCUGCCCUUCCUACCAUCACCGGAGUUCCACGACUUCCACCACCUCAAGUUCAACCAGUGCUAUGGAGUCCUGGGAGUGCUGGAUUACCUGCAUGGAACAGAUACAGUGUUCAGACAAACCAAAGCCUACGAAAGACACAAGGUCCUCCUCAGCCUCACACCGCUCUCGGAAAGCAUCCCUGAGGAACCAAGGAAAGCAGAGUGAACCCAGCAGCCUGUGGUUGUCACAGAGCACAGCGAUAAGCAGAGUGAGAGACAAUGAUAUGCCAAAUAGUAUUUUAAUUGGGAAGCAAGUUAUUGUUCAUGCAUAACAAUACCCGAAGCUGAACAUGCUGCUUGAAAUGACUGCAGUUUUGCUGCCUGUGAUUUUCUACCCAAGGCAUAAAAAACCACCCCUGCUCUAGAAAGCCAUUUUAAAACAAGUUUAGAGGCUUUUUAGCUUUCCUUAAUGCCUUACUUGCCCUGUUCCUUGGUUCAAGCUGCCCAUGCCUAAGCCAGAUGUGUUCCUGCUCAAAGGGCUUUAGGGAGUCUCUGGGAAGUUCUCAUUAAGGUUUUAACACCUUGCCCUUCACAGGCCGUGCUCUGGCCUCUUCCUGCAGCAUCCCAGACGAGGCAGCGAGGUGUCUGAAACUACACAAGAUAGGAUUAAACCCACUGUUAUUUCUGAGACUUAGAGCAGCUGAGAUGGGGGAUGCGACCCUGUAGAAAAGUCAGCAGGGCCACAGCUUUAGAAGCACUCUGCCCUGCAAGUGCAACAGAGGCCCAAUGUCCCCUCAGCAGCCUUUCUUCAAGCGAAAGGUCAGUACAGGUGUGAAUUACAGGCUGUGCCACCCUCAUCCUUGCUCCACAGACUAAAUUCCGCACAUCUAAUUCCACCAUGUGGAAUAGAAAAGGAGACAUGGGGGCUGAUGGCAGCAGCCCUGGUACAUCACCUCCUCCUGCGAGCUCCCCACACACCAAAAGGAGGCACAAACCAAAAAGAGCAGCUCUGUAUAAUGAUAAAAUGUGACUUUUCAAGGAGAGUCCCUGCUGUGCUGAGCUGCGAGAUCAGCAAAACCUUGUGAGGAAGGGCCCGUCAAAAGCUCCUGUACCUUUAUGUACAUCCAUAUCACCCACACAACCCAUUUAGAGACAUGCUGCAAACUUCCUCCAGGAUCUCCAAGUCUCAGUCCUGCCGGGGGCCCUGGAAAAACAAAGCCAUCUCCUCUCACCACGUCCUAAGCAAACCCUCCAAGGUGAGGGCAUGAGGGGCUGGAUCUGCCCCAUGCUUCCCUGC